Spinacia oleracea (spinach) is the source of this 1110-nucleotide messenger RNA. RefSeq lists its product as uncharacterized. Bases 1 to 1110 code for a protein of 369 amino acids. The record is from RefSeq and is a predicted model, not a curated record. NCBI's taxonomy places the organism in Eukaryota, Viridiplantae, Streptophyta, Magnoliopsida, Caryophyllales, Amaranthaceae. The transcript has a single exon.
AUGGAGCAGCGCAUCGACAUCCUCCAAAAGGAGAACGAAGCAUUGCACUCUCAAGUGAGGUCCACUGCCUCCAUCGCCACCGGAUCCAGGUUCCAGUACCGACGAGACACCGCCGGGUUAAACCGCCAUUUGGAUCUUGACGCCGCUCCAGAUCACCCCCUCCAUGUACCUUGUGGCGAACCUGGGGGUCCUGUUCUCCAGCAGAUCCGCGAGUUCGAUCCAUUACCGAACCAACCCCGUUCUAACCCGAGUUGGCUUCCCCCGCCUCCAACUCAACCAUCUUCUGCAGGUAUAUCGGCAGCAGUUGUCACCUCGACGGCCGCCCGGGUAACCCCACCUCAGGUCGGCAUGACGACAUCCACCAUGGUGACGGCCCCCGCCUCCGCUCCGGUGUCUCGUCCGCUGCCUCCCCCAAUGGUGACCGCGUCAAUGCCCCUGCUUGUUACGCUUCCGGCGCAAGGACCAACGCCAGCGAUUCAAAUGCCAUGGGAUCAACUCUUCUCUCAACAAGUCGUCCAACCUGUCGUCAACCUGGUCACCUCGACACCAGGGGCACCUCCCCAGUUGAUGACGGCCCCUUCAGCUAACCAGGCGCCGCAAGCAGCGUUUCCCAAUGCGAACGCCCAAAUGCGCCCCGACUCUUCUCGAAACUAUUCUCCAUACACACCUCUUAACAGGUCAGUCGUUCCGGUCAAUCACGGUUUCGUAACUCCUUUCCCUUAUAUUGCAGGUACCCGCGCUACUCAAGGAACGCCCCCUUACAUGCAACAAGUGGUGCCACAGUUCAAUCCUCACCAACAUCAAGGCGUAUACCCACAGAGUACCUACUAUCAACAUCUCCAAGCCAGCCUUCCAGAAACGUUUAGCCCCCUCGUUCCGGUGCUCAACAACAUCUGUGAGAACACCAAUCACCAACUUCAACAAAUAAUGACCAUGAUAAACAAAAUUCCUGGUGUACCAACACCGAUCAAAGAAGCCAGCCUAGACAGUUAUGCCGACUCCCCAUAUGCUGAUCCCAUUGAUGCAAUAGACAUCCCAAAACGAUUUAGCCCACCCAACAUGCCCAUGUACGACGGGACGACCGACCCCAGAGAACCUACAAGCACAUGA